Caenorhabditis briggsae is the source of this 900-nucleotide messenger RNA. Gene Ontology annotation, biological process: translation. Gene Ontology annotation, cellular component: mitochondrial large ribosomal subunit. The coding region runs from base 1 to 900 and encodes 299 amino acids. NCBI's taxonomy places the organism in Eukaryota, Metazoa, Nematoda, Chromadorea, Rhabditida, Rhabditidae. Gene Ontology annotation, molecular function: structural constituent of ribosome. The transcript has 2 exons. The record is from RefSeq and is a predicted model, not a curated record.
AUGUCCCAAGCACUGCGAAGUGCCAAGGAGCGUGCGCUUCAAAUCGUCGAAAAAGCGUCACGCGUUCGGAUUCAGGACGCACGAGACAAUAUUGGAGCUCGGACGGCGGGAAGGCAGUUGAAGAAGGGACACAAUCAGAUGGGACACACGCAGGGAGCACUGGAGAGAGCCGCCAAACCGCCGCUCGGCUGGAUUUGGGGCGAUUUUUUCCGUCCGUGGCAGAGAAUGUAUCCCGGGGAGAAGCUGUUCAAUGCGGAUAUUAACACCCGUCGCGAAUACAUUCCCCUAUCGCUCGUCGAAUUGGCUCGUCUCAUCGAUCUUGGCUGGAUCAAUCCACGUCUUCCAAUCGACGUCUCCACGCUAUGUGCCACUCAGAAAUUUCAAAUCAACCCGAAAAUCCGACAAUACGGAUUCGACUUAACCGAGGAGGGCGCCGACUCGUUUCCCUAUCCCAUCGAUAUCGAAGUACAGUAUGCGACACAAUCGGCGAUCGCUGCAGUUGAGAAGGCUGGCGGCCGGGUGCGAACCGCGUAUUACGAUGUGGAGAGUCUUGAAGCGGCGGUGAAUCCGAAGGCGUGGUUUGAAAAAGGACGCGUGGUUCCGAGAAGGAAGACGCCGCCAGCUAGUCUUAUCGAAUAUUAUAUGGACGCGAAGAAUCGUGGAUAUUUGUGUGAGGAGACGGAAAUUGAGAAGGAACGUCAAUUGAGUGCUGAUGUUAGAGGAUACGAGCUGACGGAGACGCUGAAAAUCACUUCUGCAUUGAAAUCGAUCGAUCAAGUGUUCCACGGAAUUCCAUCUGGAUGCGUCGUUUCAUUGGCUGAUCGGAAAGUGUUCGCACCGAAAAAUGAAGUACAUCGCGAGUAUUACAGUAGCCAACGAUCUGAUAAAUUGUAUUCUUAA